UGAUUUUCAUCCUGAAUAAAAGAACCAUCAUAGCUGUAUUUGUUUAUUAAAUCUCCCUUGAUUACAAUUUUUACCUUUCCUCCCUGUUCAGCCUUCUUUCCUACGAGAUAUUAUCUAAAAGCUCUCCUGGACUCAAUUCUGAAAUGCAAAUUAAACUCUUUCUUUCUCUCAAAGGUGGGUCUGCCAGCAGAAUUCUCCCUGUCACGACAUUGUUCCCACUGGUGCCUCUGCUCCGGAUUACUUUUUUGUGAUGAAGGUAUCAAACAGGGGAGUGGACCAAACCACCUAUUGUGACUAUGCCUUGGAGUUCAUCGUCCACAUCCACGGCCUGCGCCUUAGCUAUACUAGGGCUCUCUAUCUAUUGGAGGUAUCGAUGGCCGUCAUCAUAGGUGUGCUCAUCCUAUACAUAGCGAUCCUUACCAUGGCUCCCACAUGCAAGAACUACUUCAGCAGACUCAUGAAGAGGAUGGAAGAAGCAUUGGCCUUUCGGACAGCAUCCAGCCUCACCUUCACCUCCUCAUUCACUAGCCAAUCGUCGCUGCACCGUAUUGCCUCCGAAGGGGUCCGAGGCAGCUUCGCCAAACCGUCCAAAUCAAAUGUACCGGAAGCCUCAGGGACACAAUAAGGCCAGCCAGCUAAUUUCCUGCGCUCCGCUGCCUAUGAUGUGAAGGGCUCUUCUUUUUCUUUCUGGAAGCAGAGGAUUUCUGGGAUGAGCAAGUGACUGUCAGCAUUGUGGCAAUUUGAUGACUAUUGGAGUCUUUGGGGAAAUGUGGGGGACUUGGGAGAUGGCCACAGCCUCCUUGAAAGUAAUCCCCAAAAGUUCAGCUGUGGAUCUUUGUACUACAUAAAACCGUCUCGGAGCAGGUCACAGGAGGCAUUCAAAGGAGUCAUAGGAAAUGUUCCAGAUGCCAUUGGUUCCCUUUAAAAUUAUUACGACUGUUUAGGACAGGCAUAGGCAAACUGCGUCCCUCCAGGUGUUGUGGACUUCAACUGCCACAAUUCAGAGUCGAAGCCCAAACAUCUGGAGGGCUAAAGUUUCCCUAUGCCUGAUCUAAGAGGUAACCUAUAAAAUCCAAUCUUUUAAAACCACAGCCAGAAAGGAAAAUUGUAUCUUUCCCUUUCUGUUCUAUUUACUGGUCUACUCAUUGAUAGUAUAACCGUACAUACAUUUCAUUUUCUUGCCUUGGUAUUUUCUUACACACUAUGGCCUGGCAUAGAAUUAUUCCCGACAGGAUUGAAUGGGUAAGAUUAUCUAUAUCUAUAUAUAUAAUAAAAGUGAAAUUGGAGUAUG
This is a messenger RNA of Anolis carolinensis (green anole), 1291 nucleotides long. Its product is annotated as cation channel sperm-associated auxiliary subunit gamma-like. The record is from RefSeq and is a predicted model, not a curated record. The coding region runs from base 251 to 625 and encodes 124 amino acids. Lineage: Eukaryota; Metazoa; Chordata; Lepidosauria; Squamata; Anolidae. Gene Ontology annotation, cellular component: sperm principal piece; CatSper complex; motile cilium. The transcript is spliced from 4 exons.